AUGAUUGUUGGCCAGAUUGGCAACUUCUUGGCUUUUAAAGAGGUCCACACUGUACUAGUGACUCCCCUGGGUGCCCUCAGAAUGCUGUUUGGCAUGGAAAUCUACCGGAGGGUCAGUUAUGAUGGGGUGUCCGAUCCAGUGUUUGUGGGAUACCUGUGCAUCGUGCUCCUCACGCUGCUGCUCCUCAUCUUCUGGAUUGCACCAGCCCAUGGGCCCACCAACAUCAUGGUUUAUAUCAGCAUUUGCUCAUUGCUGGGUGGUUUCAUGGUGCCUUCCACCAAGAGCAUUGGUCUGGCAACCCAAGACAUCUUCCACAACAACUCAUCUAGUCAGAGAGCCCUCUGUCUGUGCCUAGUGCUCCUGGCCAUGCUUGGCUGCAGCAGCAGCGUCCAGUUCAGGUACAUCAACAAAGCAUUGGAGUGCUUUGACUCCCCAGAGUUUGGGACCAUCUACUACGUUGUAUUCAUCACACUAGUCCUGUUGACUUCAGCCAUAAUAUUCUUGGAAUGGACAAAUGUGGGCCUGUGGGUGUUAGCAACCAUAUCUGUUGGAAUUGUCCUCGUACAGGUGUUCAAAGAAUGCAAUUUUAACAUUGGGGAGUUGAACAAAUCUAAUAUGAAAACAGACUAA
This is a messenger RNA of Elephantulus edwardii (Cape elephant shrew), 630 nucleotides long. RefSeq names its product magnesium transporter NIPA1-like. Gene Ontology annotation, cellular component: membrane. The coding region runs from base 1 to 630 and encodes 209 amino acids. Lineage: Eukaryota; Metazoa; Chordata; Mammalia; Macroscelidea; Macroscelididae. Gene Ontology annotation, molecular function: magnesium ion transmembrane transporter activity. Gene Ontology annotation, biological process: magnesium ion transport. The record is from RefSeq and is a predicted model, not a curated record. The transcript is spliced from 2 exons.